Molecule: messenger RNA, 879 nt
Organism: Centrocercus urophasianus (Greater sage-grouse)
Lineage: Eukaryota; Metazoa; Chordata; Aves; Galliformes; Phasianidae
Gene: HYAL4
Product: hyaluronidase 4
Biological process (GO): carbohydrate metabolic process; hyaluronan catabolic process
Molecular function (GO): hyalurononglucosaminidase activity
Source: RefSeq, a predicted model, not a curated record
AUGGCUGCCCAGAACACACUGAAAGGCUUGUGCCCCCUGAGGUACGACCUAGUGCUGAACCUGAAAAUGUUUCAUAUAACUGGGAGUAUAUUAGCUAAAGCAAGAGGGCAGAAAACACUAAUAUUUUAUUUUAAUGAGCUUGUAUAUCCCUGGUAUGCAUCACAGGAAAUCCGUGUUAAUGGUGGCCUACCUAGACCUUCUGUUUUCAAACAUCUGGAGAAAGACAGCUGUGACAUUAACUAUGACAUUCCAGCUAAGAACUUCCAUGGAUCAGCAGCCAUGGACUGGGAGCACUGGAGACCUCUGUGAGACUGCAACUGGGAUACAGAAGGUGUUUACAGGAAAAUGUACAGAAAAUUAAUAAUGGAAGAGAAUAUUUCAGAAACUGAUGUUGAACAUUUAGCCAGAUUUUCCUUUGAAGAAGGCAAAACCUUUUAUGGGGAAACAAUUGCAUUAAGAAUAGAAAACAAGACAAAGGGCUUGUGGGGAUAUUAUUUAUACACUUACCAUCACAAUUACAAUUUCUGUGAUCAGAACUGCACUGGUUCCUGCCCAGAGAGUGAAGUUCUGAAAAAUAAACUUUCCUGGCUCUGGGAUAGAAGUGCAUCCUUUUAUCCUUUCACUGGCAUUAAUAAAUGCCUUGGAAACACUAAAAUCUUUCUGCACUUUUCUCAGCUUAGAGCUGAUGAAUUAAUAAGAAUUUUCUCCAUUACAUCUCAAAGUUAUGCCUUCUCCAUAUUUGUGCAUAGUUGUCUAGGUUAUAGAGAAAAACCUUUAUUAUUUCUAUUUGUUCAAGAUCUUAUUAACACUAUUGGAGAAAGUGCUGCCUUGGGAGCUGCAGGUAUUGUUAUUUGGAGAGAGAUGAAUUUAACUUUGUAA